Messenger RNA from Theobroma umbraticum, 752 nucleotides. It is a transcript of the gene GRXC1, whose product is annotated as Thioredoxin superfamily protein. The record is from RefSeq and is a predicted model, not a curated record. Gene Ontology annotation, biological process: cellular response to oxidative stress. Lineage: Eukaryota; Viridiplantae; Streptophyta; Magnoliopsida; Malvales; Malvaceae. Gene Ontology annotation, molecular function: glutathione disulfide oxidoreductase activity. Gene Ontology annotation, cellular component: cytoplasm.
GUAAGAUUCGAGUUAUUGUAGCGUUCACCAUAAGCAUCACGCCUAUCCGCUCACCUCUUUCUCGGGCAGAAGCAGCCUGACCAGCUGGAGACCCCAUGCCCUGCCACCAAACUAUUAUAUGAAACCUGAUCUUGAGAAUUGAGACACCUGGUCUCAUCUUUGGCUUCAUAUAGCACUCACCCGCAUAGCCAAAAAACAACAGAACAUCUUAUAUAAACCAUGGGCUCUUUGUUCAGUUCAAGCAAGAAAAGCAAAGAGGAAAUCCAAAUGGCACGUGACAAGGUCAAGCAGAUUGUUUCCUCCAACCCAGUUGUUGUUUUCAGUAAAACCUAUUGUGGUUAUUGCAAUAGGGUCAAGCAGCUGUUUACACAGUUAGGAGCUUCUUACAAAACUAUUGAAUUGAAUCAAGAAAGUGAUGGGGAUGAUAUGCAAGCAGCUCUGCUGGAGUGGACAGGGCAGAGGACGGUGCCUAAUGUGUUCAUUGGAGGAAUACAAAUUGGUGGCUGUGAUUCUGUUGUGGCCAAGCAUCAAGCAGGUCAGCUUGUGAACCUUCUCACAAAUGCUGGUGCUGUUACUGUGAGCGCCUGAGAUUGAAGUGUUUGGGACGAAACUCUGCUGCAGAGAGUUGCAAACCUUUUGUUUCCAAUGUAACUAGAGUAUACUUUGUCAAUGCUUUGCAAUUGAUGAUACUUGUACUUAAAUGGUGUAAUAACGAUAUGAAACUGCUACAGACUUUGUUUGGUUCUUGGUAA